This is a messenger RNA of Akanthomyces muscarius, 1092 nucleotides long. RefSeq lists its product as uncharacterized. The record is from RefSeq and is a predicted model, not a curated record. Gene Ontology annotation, biological process: protein deubiquitination; endoplasmic reticulum unfolded protein response. Gene Ontology annotation, molecular function: cysteine-type deubiquitinase activity. Gene Ontology annotation, cellular component: nucleus; cytosol. NCBI's taxonomy places the organism in Eukaryota, Fungi, Ascomycota, Sordariomycetes, Hypocreales, Cordycipitaceae. Bases 1 to 1092 code for a protein of 363 amino acids. The transcript has 3 exons.
AUGAGAACUCGUUACAAGUGGCCAGGUGGAACUGGCAUCAUCACUCUAGGGGAUGAUGCCACGUUGGGAGACGUAGUCAAAGAGCUGACGUCCAAGACCUUUCUUACCGAUUUUGGUAUUAAAUUCGGACCGCCUACAGCAAUGAUAGCUCUCGAUAUGAGUAGAGUCAACCAGUCGGCAAAGGAAAUCGGUAUCCACGGAGAGACGCUGACUAUUGUCCCGAACGAGAAGCGGCCGCCCCCAUCCAGACAAAGUACCGGCGAGGAUCGACGAGAAAGCCACCAGGCACAACAAAAAAGACCUCAAGAUGUUAACGUACCUUGGGACGUCAGAGAUGGGACUCUUGUGCUCCGGGUGAUGCCAAGCGACAACAGCUGUCUCUUUACUGCAUUUGGCGGUGCUCUGCCCCAACAGGUACUACCAUCGAACCUGCGGCAAAUGAUGGCUGAUUACAUUCAACAACAUGUGGAUGUGUAUUCCGAAGCCAUAUUGGGAGUGCCUCCUGAACAGUAUUGUCGAAGCAUCAUCGACCCAGACAGGUGGGGAGGCGGCAUAGAACUCAGCAUUCUGUCUUCUAUAUUUGACAUUAAAAUAUGCACAUACGACGUGGAGACGCAGAACCUUAUUUCAUUUGGAGAAGGAAAACGUGACCAGUGUAUUCUGGUAUAUUCUGGCAUCCACUACGACCGGAUAGCUUUCAGUUAUUCCGAACACCCAUAUACCGACCCUACGCUGCCGCCCGAGAUGGACCGAACUACGUGGCCAGUAGAAGAUAAAGAGGUUCUCAUCAAAGCCAAGGACCUGGUUAGGAAGCUCCAUGGCGCUCACUACUUCACAAACAUGGAUGGACUGGUUCUGAAGUGUGAUGUUGCUGGCUGUGGUUGGAUUGGCUCAGGACAAGCCGAUGGCCAGAGACAUGCUGAAGAAACAGGCCAUACACAACUGAGCGAGAUUAUUGACACCCAGACGGAGGCUGUUCUUCGCAAGUGCAAUGUCCGAGGGUGCGAUUUCAUCGGCCAGGGGGAUAGUGCCGCAAGACAGCACUCGCAAGAUACUAGACAUGACUCUUACUCGGUGAUUGAGGAUUGGUAG